AUGGACAAAAUCGAAAUUACUAACUUCCGAGAACUGUCUACGGACAUGUUGCGCUCUGCUGCUGGUCCCAUUGACCUCACCGAAGUGUUAAGAAACUGCAUAAGUCAGGAGUUCAGUUCCGAUGCGGAUGAAGAACAAACUGUGAAAGCAGUGGAAGAAACAAAAGAAGUAGAACGUGUUCCCGAAAGGGCACCGAAGGAUGUAAUCCCUACUGUUGUAUUGGCUGCGGAUGGAGCUUCGGGACUGCGGCCUCUUACUCACGGAGUUCCUAAGUGCAUGAUCCUGACGGGUAAAAAAACACUAAUUGGUAGAACUCUUGACAUUCUGCUGGAUGCUGGUAUCAGGAGAAUAUUGGUGUUUGUGAACGUGGGCGACGAACAUCUUGUCGAGGCACACCUGCUCGAGUGUAUUGAAAAACGCAAUGACAAAGAUGCAGUAUUAUCUGGAUUGGAGCUAACAGUGCACGCACUUGUGGAAAAGGAUGAUGCAUCGCGAAACACGACAAAUGUUGUGAAGUAUGCGGCGGAUCUGUUGCAAAGUGAUUUCCUAGUAGUACCGAGUGACCUGGUCGGCACGUUUAAUCUGCGCGGCCUUAUUAAAAACCACUUCAGCUCCCCAAGGUUGUGUACCAUUGCACUGUUGCCAGAGAAGAGCGAUCCCAAAAGUUCAAAGAAAACGAAAGAUGCAACGGAUGAUUCGAUUGUACCCGGCGGUGACGUUUCAAGGGGUUGGGGGUACAGAUACCGUAUGUUGGUAACCAUGGAUCCGAAUACUUCACAAGUGAUUGCGUUGUCGCCUGUUGUUUCUGUGAAGUCCGGCGAUAGAUAUGUGGUUAAUAAGUCUGCGCUUGUGCAACACCCCCGCUGCGUUAUACGGUCAGACAUGUAUGACGCACACGUUUACGUUUUCUCGAACAGCAUACUGAAGUUUUUGGAUUUGCCGUGCAUGGAUAGGUGGUCUGUAAGGACGGAGUUGAUCCCGUACAUGGUAAGAGCUCAAGAGCAAACGCCUGAGACAGAAACGGAUGGUACGGCGGCCAAUAAGGCGAAGCAGUCUGCCACAGAUGCUAUGCGUGUUUUCCAGUUUUCUGGACUUGGCGAUUCCCUUCAUUGUUUCAGAGCGAACAACAUGGAGGCUUUAUUGAGGGCUAACAUGGACCUUUGUUUAUCCGAGACUAAAAACGCGAAAAAACCACUGAGUGAGGUUUGCAGAAACUUGAUGGAGAAUUCUGGAGGGAUGUUAGAUAGUGAGAAGGUGAGCAGGAUGGAAAGGAAGAAGAAGCUUGAGGAAGAGAAACGGGUCAAAGUAAUUAACAAGUUUGAAGUGAUUAAUGAUCCGGAUGGUCUUCGAGGCUCAAUCAUUGGAGAGGGGUGCCGCAUAGGCGAGGGAACAACUGGGAGAAUGUGCGUAUUAGGGAACUGUGUAGUCAUCGGUCGCAACUGCGUGCUUAACAACUGUGUGAUCAUGAAUGGAGCCCAUAUUAAGGACAAUGUAGUAAUGACCAGAUGUGUUAUAGGCGAAACAGCUACUGUAAAGGCGGACUGCAAGCGCCGGGAAGCCAUGCAAUCUCGGAAUUACAAUGCGGAUCCGCCGCAGAGGUACGCCUCAGAUGCAAGGAAGGAUUCCGACCCGUAUAAUGACUACAAUAAGGAUCCCUAUAAAAAUGAACCAAUACGUGAUUACAAGAACACUAGUAAUCCGAGGAGCAGGUCGAGGAGUCGGAACAGGAGAUACACUGCUCGAAGAGGAGGAUAUCGAGAUAGACGCCGGCGCUCACGCAACAAAGACGGUGCAGCUCGUUAUAAUGAUCGGAGAAAUGAUAUGGGAAGCGAUGUGAAUAGCGAACCACAGGAGGAGGAGUUUUUGGCACUAAAUCCCAAUCUUUCACCUAGCCACGCGAGGUCACGUGCAGCCGAACGACGCAGAAGAAAGGCACAAGCCGAGUGCAUCAGACGUGCAGGAGGUUUCCAAAGACUUGCAGAUCAAGAAGGCCACGAAACCGUUAGACUAUUCUGGGACGGAUUCCAGUGGGUUGCCAAGACAGGACAAGCAGCACUCAUGAUGAACGCCGACUCAGCACUCAUGAACGCGACAAGGAAGUUGAGGAGGCUUUAUUUUGGAAACUUGCCUCUGUCAUCGGGGCUCACGGAAAAUGCAUUCCAAAACAUCAUAUGGAACGAAAUGAGGAACAGAAACUUUUGUAACGACCCGAGCGUGUCGCCAGUACUUUACGUAUGGUUUGCCAAAGACAAAGGCAACUACGGGUUUGUUGAGUUUGCAACUGUAGAAGAGACUGAACGUGCCUUAACAAUGGAUGGAAUGAACUGUAUGGGUUCACAGCUUCGCGUCUCAAGGCCAAACGACUACUCGACAAGCUCAACGAAACCACCCGCUCCAGGAGUAGUGCCACAAAACAUCAUUCCGCUAGAUGCGUUCACGAGCAAGUAUCUGAGGGUAGUACAAAUUGUCCUGCCCGAAAGUGUACAAAAGGAAAUAGAGUAUCUUGACGUAUUGGAUGACGUCAAGGAAGCAUUUGAAAGACACGGGAAAAUCAAAACGUGCGCUAUAGUCACACCAAGGCACAGAGAUAUUGCGCCAAACCUUACCCCUGGAGAUGUGAUUGUCGAGUUCGUAGACAGAGAAUCGCUGUUGGCAUGUGUACAAAAUAUGCAACAUCGCAAAUACGAAAAAAGGGAAAUACAAUUUAUGCCAAUGGAGGAGGAUGACUACAAACACGUUGCGGAACCUCUUUUACUAGAUCUGGAGGCACUAGAAAAGGAAGCAGAGUGA
Messenger RNA from Babesia sp. Xinjiang, 2790 nucleotides. RefSeq names its product Splicing factor U2AF 50 kDa subunit. The record is from RefSeq and is a predicted model, not a curated record. Gene Ontology annotation, biological process: cytoplasmic translational initiation; biosynthetic process. The coding region runs from base 1 to 2790 and encodes 929 amino acids. The transcript is spliced from 2 exons. Gene Ontology annotation, cellular component: guanyl-nucleotide exchange factor complex; eukaryotic translation initiation factor 2B complex. Gene Ontology annotation, molecular function: translation initiation factor activity; RNA binding; guanyl-nucleotide exchange factor activity. NCBI's taxonomy places the organism in Eukaryota, Apicomplexa, Aconoidasida, Piroplasmida, Babesiidae.